This is a messenger RNA of Patiria miniata (bat star), 342 nucleotides long. Its product is annotated as small nuclear ribonucleoprotein-associated protein B'-like. NCBI's taxonomy places the organism in Eukaryota, Metazoa, Echinodermata, Asteroidea, Valvatida, Asterinidae. The transcript is spliced from 4 exons. Bases 1 to 342 code for a protein of 113 amino acids. The record is from RefSeq and is a predicted model, not a curated record.
AUGGGACGUGCAGCAGGCAGGGGAAUCCCAGCACAUGCUGCAGCAGCUGCAGCAGCACCAGCAGGUCUAGCUGGUCCAGUCAGAGGAGUUGGAGGUCCAUCACAACAGGUCAUGGCUCCACAGAUAGGUGCCCCACCUCAACAGUACCCUGGUGGAAGGGGAAUGCCGACCAGACCUCCUAUGGGUAGAGGAAUGCCACCCGGCAUGAUGCCACCCGGAAUGAGACCCGGAAUGCCUCCACUCAUGGGCAGAGGAAUGCCUCCACCAGGCAUGGGAAUGAGACCACCCAUGGGAAUGAGAGGCCCACCCCCUCCAGGAAUGAGACCGCCACCCAGGAAUUAA